CUAUAUAGCCCGCCAAGAGACCAGUGGCUUUUUCUCUUGAUUCCCUAACGACCAUCGACCGAUAAAAAAAAGCCAGUAAAAAUAUGGAUCUCCAAACUCUAACGAACCUUUUUACGACAACCUACAACCCCGAUCCUAAUGUUCGCAAGGCUGCCGAGCUGGAGAUUCGCAAGAUCGGGAACGAGGAGGGCGUUAUCACGGCCCUACUUCAGAUUAUAACGAACGAGGGUGUAGAUCUAGCAACCCGCCAGGCCUGCGCCGUCUGGCUCAAAAAUCGCGUCUACAAGGUCUACGGCAUCGAGACUGACAGGCGUCCAGAGAGCCCGUACAUCGUCGACGCAGAUCGCGAUGCCUUGAGGAACAACAUUCUGCUUCUGCUGGCCAACUCCCCGUCACGACCUCUCACGACCCAACUCGCCACCGUCCUCAAAACCAUCGUUGCCCACGAUUUCCCUGAAAAAUGGCCCGGAUUCCUCGACCAAGUCAAGCGUCUUUUGGAGAGCAGCAACGUACGCGAGGUCCAUGCUGGCUGCGUCGCCGCUUUGGAGGCUGUCAAGGCCUUCAAGUUCCGUCAAAAGAACGACUACUUGCCCAAGAUCAUCGACGCUCUCUUCCCCACCCUGGUCAACAUUGCUACCCAGAUGGUUCAGCAACCACCCAGCGCAUCCCAGGAAAUCCCCACCAUGCUCCAUCUCAUCCUCAAAACCUACAAAUCCAGUAUCACCGUCAAUCUCUCCGCUCACCAGCAGGCCGCUCCUUCGCUCGUGCCCUGGGGCCAGCUCCUCUUCACCGUCGUCAACCUUCAGAUCCCCGACUCUGCUCUCGGUCUCACCAAUCCUGGGUCACCCGGAGAUGAGGACGAGAAGGAGAGGAGCGAGUGGUGGAAGGCGAAGAAGUGGGCUUAUGCCAUUCUUGGUCGUCUCUUCCACAGGUUCGGUAACCCUAGCCAGCUUCCCUCGGCUCUCCAGAAGGAAUAUGGCGAUUUUGCUCAACACUUUGUCACCAUGUUCGCUCCGGAGAUUUUGAACAUCUACCUCAAGCAGGUGCAGCUCUACGUCCAGGGUCAGGCUUGGUUGUCGAAGAAGUGCCAGUACCACAUCUUUACCUUCUUCAAUGCUUGUAUCAAGCCCAAGUCCACCUGGGUGCAACUCAAGCCUCACUUCGAGACUCUGGUCUCCACCUUUGUCUUCCAGCAGCUCACUUUCAACGAGCCUCGCAGGGAGCUCUGGGAGUCCGACCCCAUCGACUACGUUCGCGUCUCUGUCGAUGAGUAUGAGAGCUACGCCACCCCCGUCUCUGCGGCCACCACUUUCCUGCUUGCCCUGGCCACCAACCGAACCAAGAUCACUUUCAUGCCCAUCCUCACCUUUAUCAACAACAUCCUCCGUUCCGACGCCGCCCCUCCUCAGCGAUUCGGUGCCCUCAACAUGACCGCCGCUCUCAGCCCCCACAUGAUGAGCCAUCCUCAAGUCAAGGGCGAGAUGGCGCAGUUCAUCUUGAACUUUGUGAGCCCCCAGUUGGAGGCUUCCGAGGGUUACUUGAAGGCCAUCGCCCUUGAGAUCAUCGGCACUGUUGUCAAGCACGGCAUGCAGUUCUCGAGCCCCGAUAUCUUGGAUAAGCACUUCAGGGCUGUUGCCAAGCUUUUGGAUGAUAAGGACUUCCCUGUCAAGGUUCAGGCUGCUCUCGCUUUGACCGAGAUGGUUUUGGUUUACGAUGAAGUCCGCAACGCUCUGGCUCCCGAGGUCGGCAAAGUUAUCCAAGACCUCCUCAAGAUGUCCGACGAAACCGACCUCAACAUCCUCAACCACAGCAUGGAAGUCAUGGUCGACCAAUACCACAACGAGCUCCUCCCCGUCGCUGCCCAGCUCACCGCCCACCUUUGCGAAUCGUACAUGCGCUGCGUGCGUGAGGUUGUCGCUCAAGAAGCCGACGUUAACCCCAACAACCUCGAGUUUGAGGAUGUGGUGGAUAUGAAUGACGAUAAGACGUUUGCGGCGAUGGGCAUUGCCAAGACUAUCUCGACUGUCGUCGACUCUAUUGAUUCGAGCAAUGAGAUUUUGGCGCAGGUGCAGGAGAUUAUUAUUCCUAUUCUUGUGUUUACGCUCGAGAACAAGUUGAUUGAUUUGUUCGAUAACGUGUAUGAGCUCAUUGACAGCUUGACGUACCACCUCAAGGCUAUCUCGCCCAACAUGUGGCGCGUCUUUGAGCUCACUUACAGUGUUUUCAAGAACGAGGCGCUCGACUUCCUCGAGGAGAUGCUCCCCUCGCUCGACAACUUUGUCUCCUACGGCUCCGACGUGAUCAAGAACAACGAGGAGUACAAGCGCAUGUUGGUUGAUAUCUAUACUUCGUCCAUUUCGGGUGAACACCUCGGCGAGAACGAUCGUGUCAAUGGAUCACAGUUGGCUGAAUCCAUCUUGCUCAACUUGCGUGGACAUGUUGAUAACUACCUCGAACUAAUCAUCAACACCGCCUUCUCCCUGCUCGACAAAACCGAGACCGCCUCCCUCCGCCUCGCAAACCUCGAAGUCCUCAUCAAUGCCGUACUCUACAACCCCACCGCCGCCCUGCACCUAAUGGAACGCGCCGCGCCGGGCAACGCUCGUCUAUUCAUCGACCGGUGGUUCGCGGCGAUUACUGCUUCGGAGAGCAGGCUUCCUAGGGUACACGAUAAAAAGCUGAGCAUUUUGACGCUGGCGGCGUUGAUGGAGCUGCCUGCGGAGAGUGUGCCGGAGCAGUUGAGGGAUGGGUGGCCUGGUAUUGUUGGGGGUGCUUUGAGGUUGUUUAAGGAUUUGCCCAAGGCUAUUGAGCGUCGAAAGGCGCUUGAAGCCGAGUUCCACGCUGAAGAUUCUGACGACGAGUCGUUCGGAGAGAGGUUGUUGAACUUGAACGAUGAAGAAGGCGACGUAUGGGAUGACGAAUCCGCCUACCUCGAGAUGCUCGCCAACGAGGGUGCACGCCUGCGUGAGAAGCAGAACCGACCUCCCGAUGCUCCUUCUGACGACGAGUCUGAUGACGAGGAAGAGGAGAUUGAGGAGGAGCUUGGAUACUUGAGUCCGAUUGACGGUGUAGAUCCGUAUGUUACGUUUAAGAGGGCUUUGACCACUCUUCAACAUCAGAACCCAGCUGUAUACCAAGCUGCUACGACUGCGCUUGAUAUUGACCAGCAGACUUUGUUGAUGGAGGUGAUGAGGCUGGCGGACAACCCUCAGCCUGCUGUUGCUCCUGUUGCUGCUGCGUAA
Messenger RNA from Coprinopsis cinerea okayama7#130, 3242 nucleotides. RefSeq lists its product as hypothetical. Gene Ontology annotation, molecular function: small GTPase binding. Gene Ontology annotation, cellular component: cytosol; nuclear envelope. The transcript has 14 exons. The record is from RefSeq and is a predicted model, not a curated record. Gene Ontology annotation, biological process: protein import into nucleus. Bases 84 to 3242 code for a protein of 1052 amino acids. NCBI's taxonomy places the organism in Eukaryota, Fungi, Basidiomycota, Agaricomycetes, Agaricales, Psathyrellaceae.